AAAAGAGGAAAAACCAUGAGCUACGCUGAUUGGAUGUCGCAGCUGCCAGCUGAGCUUCACACCAUCCCUCUGUUUAAACUGGCCAUACCAGCAGGGACAAUGAAGCGGGUCAAUGUUGAUGAAGAGAUGGUCUCUGUUGGAGUAGGGGUGUCCAAAGUGCAACCACAGGUCUAUUUGUGACCCCUUGGGGAUUUUGCACGACCCACAAGUGCAACUCUCCAAUGAGUGCAAUUACACUCAUAAGUCCUCUACUGCUGUUGUUGUGUGCAUUUGAGGGAUGGAAUCAGGUUUAACACGCUACACUACACCAAUUAGUUCAUGAUCUACAGAAAACAAAGUUUGUUUUCUGGAGUUCUCGAGAAAGUUAUUGGGAAAUUAACUAAUCUUGUAAAAAAAAAAAAAAAUUAUAUUCUGUGAUUUUUUUUUUUUUUAAAUCAAGUAGAACCAGAGAUAGUGAGUUUUUUCCCCCAAGCUAUAGUAAAUUCAACAUUUUAGAAAACCAAAUUUGAAUACGAGUGGUAUUCAAAUUUAUAGGUAUCUACAGUAAUCUGUAGAUACCUAUAACCCAGAGCAGUAGUUUUCCUACAUGAUCUUUCUUUUGUCAUCCCUAGGAAGCCAUGACUCGAUGAGUUAUGACCUGGACAUCGACUCUAGAAUCAUCGAGCCUGAGAGACUGAGGAGGUUCAGCAGAAUCUACUGCCUGCGGAAAAUCAUCCACACUUGGGCAGCCACGCAGGAGGUGUGCAUAACUGAGCAGUUGAAUGCUGGAGCUCGCUACUUUGACCUUAGGAUUGCCCGCAAGCCAAACGACACAAAUCCCACCAGGCUUUUCUUUCACCAUGGCCUGUACACCCGAACUGAUGUUGAGACUGUACUCGGGGAAAUAAACAUGUGGGCAGAGAGUCAUCCUAAAGAAAUCAUCAUCCUGUCUUUAUCCCACUUUGAGGGGUUUGACAAAAAGAUCUCCAGACAACUUCACAACCACCUCAUCACCUUCAUGAAAAAUCUGUUUGGAAAGAAACUCCUCCCGAAGACGAACUCUCCCACCCUGAAGAGCUGCUGGAGUCAAGGCAAAAACAUAAUAGUCUCAUACGACAACAUACAAUUUAUACAGCCUGUGUUAUGGAGAAAAAUAACUUAUUACUAUGGCAACAGCAUGGACCGUGCAGUAAUUACAACCAAACUCUCUCAGGCUUUGGAAAAGGAGAAAUCCUUCAACUAUUUCUUUGUCUGUGGCUUGAAUCCAACCCUACCACAUGACACCAGAAUCCUCAGGUACAUCCUUCGCAUUUGUGACAACUUCACCAACGUUGUGCGAAGGGGUCUGCCAAAAUUGCUGCGGUGGGUGAACCAGCAAUACGACAAGACGCCAAUGAACAUCGUGGCCUCAGACGUAGUGACUCGAGAUGAUUUCGUCGCAACGAUUGUGAAGCUCAACUUGAAACGGGCAAAAGGACGAUGAAAACGUGUCUACCCGUUUUAUUUAUAUGUUUAUUUUUGUAAAAGAUUGAUUUUUAUAUUUAUCAAGAAGACUUAAAAAGUCACUUGAUGCUUUACUUGUUUCUACGCAUAUUGUUUCUAUUCUUGAGCGACAUAAAUACAGCUAACCUUUGAGUAAAUUGGCCUCAGAAGGCAAAAUUUUAAUUUAACAGGGUUUAUGCGCAAUUUUUAUGUAAUUUCCAUAAUUAUCCUGAUUCUAUUUCCUUUUUGAAAGAGUUGUCAGUUCUGAGAAAAUUAAAAACAUUUAUUUUCAAUAAAACAGUUUACAUGGGAUUUGUUGACAUUUCUACAACUUCAAUGUGACGCCAGAAAAAGGAGAGAAGUAGAGGAAGACAAGCAAAGAUAGUGAGGUGUGACUCAGAAGAAAGGAGAGAGAAGAAAGUGAGGCAGUAAGCAAAAAAGGAAAGGCAU
Messenger RNA from Poecilia latipinna (sailfin molly), 1911 nucleotides. Its product is annotated as PI-PLC X domain-containing protein 1-like. The record is from RefSeq and is a predicted model, not a curated record. NCBI's taxonomy places the organism in Eukaryota, Metazoa, Chordata, Actinopteri, Cyprinodontiformes, Poeciliidae. Gene Ontology annotation, biological process: lipid metabolic process. Gene Ontology annotation, molecular function: phosphoric diester hydrolase activity. The transcript is spliced from 6 exons. The coding region runs from base 587 to 1462 and encodes 291 amino acids.